Molecule: messenger RNA, 5129 nt
Organism: Ornithorhynchus anatinus (platypus)
Lineage: Eukaryota; Metazoa; Chordata; Mammalia; Monotremata; Ornithorhynchidae
Gene: PPARA
Product: peroxisome proliferator activated receptor alpha
Exons: 7
Coding region: 373-1779 (468 amino acids)
Biological process (GO): negative regulation of inflammatory response; negative regulation of transcription by RNA polymerase II; regulation of lipid metabolic process
Cellular component (GO): nucleus
Molecular function (GO): zinc ion binding; RNA polymerase II cis-regulatory region sequence-specific DNA binding; nuclear receptor activity
Source: RefSeq, a predicted model, not a curated record
GAAGAAAAAGUUUGCUGACCCCUGGUCCGGGUUGUAGUUGGCAAACCAGGAAAUCCACUCCCUGGAGCUCUUGGAAAGGUGUGCAUCCUGGAGACUCUGACCGAAUGAGUCGAAGAGGCCGGUUGGAAUUCCAGGGUGCUGUCAUGAUCAGCGGAAGAAGGUCGAGGUGACUUUUGCCUUUCAAGGUUGUGUCAGGGUUGGGGGUAUUCCAGAGAAUGUAGUGCAAUCUUUUCCUCCUUUACCGUACUGCCAAGACCAUGUUAAAGGUUCUCGGGCUCCCUGGGGACGAACAGUGUGAAGCAGGAGUCCAGAACCAAGGAGUUGCGUUCCCAGUCUAAGAAGAAUCAAAGCGACCAGCAGCCUCUAAUCAAGAUGGUAGACACGGAAAGCCAGCUCUGCCCACUUCCGCCCCUCGACGAAGAUGACCUGGAGAGUCCACUCUCCGAAGAGUUUCUUCAGGAAAUGGGAAACAUCCAAGAGAUCUCUCAGUCGAUGGGUGAUGACAGCUCAGGACCGUUCAGCUUCACCGAGUACCAGUGCUUGGGAAACGGACCGGGGUCCGACGGAUCUGUCGUCACAGACACCCUUUCACCAGCAUCCAGCCCUUCAUCCAUUAACUACCCCGCCGUUCCAGGCAGCAGUGACGAGUCCUGCAGCGGCAUGUUAAACAUUGAAUGUAGAAUUUGUGGCGAUAAAGCCUCAGGAUACCAUUACGGAGUCCAUGCUUGUGAGGGUUGUAAGGGUUUCUUUAGGCGGACGAUUCGACUCAAGUUGGCCUAUGACAAAUGCGACCGCACCUGCAAAAUCCAGAAAAAGAACCGUAAUAAGUGCCAAUACUGUCGAUUUCAAAAGUGCCUUUCGGUCGGGAUGUCACAUAACGCAAUCCGUUUCGGAAGAAUGCCGAGGUCCGAGAAAGCCAAGUUGAAAGCAGAAAUCCUUACCUGUGAACACGAAGUGGAAGAUUCUGAAAUUGCCGACCUCAAAUCCCUUGCCAAGAGAAUUUACGAAGCCUACCUGAAAAACUUUAACAUGAACAAAGUCAAAGCCAGAGUCAUCCUUGCGGGGAAAACCACCAACAAUCCACCUUUUGUCAUCCACGACAUGGAAACGCUGUGUAUGGCAGAGAAGACCCUGGUGGCCAAACUCGUGGCCAACGGGAUUCAAAACAAAGAGGCCGAAGUGCGCAUCUUUCACUGCUGCCAGUGCACGUCGGUGGAGACGGUGACGGAACUCACGGAGUUUGCCAAGUCGAUCCCCGGCUUCGCCGGCCUGGACUUGAACGACCAGGUGACGCUGCUCAAGUACGGCGUGUACGAAGCCAUCUUCGCCAUGCUGGCCUCGGUGAUGAACAAGGACGGGAUGCUGGUGGCCUACGGCAGCGGCUUCAUCACCCGGGAGUUCCUCAAGAGCCUGCGUAAGCCGUUCUGCGACAUCAUGGAGCCCAAGUUCGACUUCGCCAUGAAGUUCAACGCCUUGGAGCUGGACGACAGCGACAUCUCCCUCUUCGUGGCGGCCAUCAUUUGUUGCGGAGAUCGCCCUGGCCUCGUCAACGUGGGGCACAUUGAAAAAAUGCAGGAGGGAAUCGUGCACGUGCUCAAACUCCACCUGCAGAGCAACCACCCCGACGACGUCUUCCUCUUCCCCAAACUCCUCCAGAAGAUGGCCGACCUCCGGCAGCUGGUCACGGAGCACGCUCAGCUGGUCCAGGUCAUUAAAAAGACAGAAUCGGACGCGCCCCUCCACCCUUUGCUGCAGGAAAUCUACAGGGACAUGUAUUAGCCGUGCGGGUCGGGAAACGCCUCCGUCCCGUCGGAAGCCAUCGGCAAGAUCCCCCUGGGAUGGGAGCCAGAGGGACCGCGGGGGUCACAAUCGGCAGGGGACGUCAAGCUAGAGCCCGAGAAACCCAGACCGUAGGAAACGGGCCCCCGCCGCCUCCGCCCCCACCCCCGUUGUACGUGGCGGGUGCUCGCACGGGUGUGUGUUUGUGUGCCCGCGUGCUUGGGUCGGUUUCGUAAGCGACUCCUUCUCAGAGAGCCGCCAACCCGCCCCAGAGCCGGUGAGAGUGGAUUUGGAAUCGGCGGCGGGGCGAGGCGGGAAAACAGCCGAGGGUGACGUACGAUCAGAUGAGUCGCUCCGGCUUCCGAUCCCUCUCCCGGUUUGGAGCGACGCGGGGUCUAUUUAUAUUGUGUUAGAUGGUUAGAGAAUUUGCUUAACAAAUCGGUCACCUCCAUCCGGGCCCGCCCCACUUGUGCCUACCCCUCCUUCCGGCGCCCUCACCCCCACCCCCUCUGCCCCCCGUCCCCGUGAGAGCCCGUCAGCACUUUCUGGUAACUCGCAUAAUGCCGUAAAUCUGGGGGCGGCCGAGGCCCGGGCCUUUCAGGGCCGGGAAGGAUUCGGCAGACCUCAAUUCUUCCGCAUCCACCUGCCGUACGGGCCAAGCGGCACUGCUCAUUUCGACCUUAGUAGGACCGAAGGGGUUUUGAAAGUGUCCCCGGGCGAAACCGCACGGAGAAAAGCCGCUCUGCCCGGUUUCCGGGCCGGAGCGGGCAGCGGGCGAGAGGCUGGUUUUCCCAAUGGGUGCGGGUGGCUCCGGACUUGGGCCCCGAUGCACUGUGGCCAAGUCUUCCUAGAACGGACCCGAGAGCGAGCUGAGCAAGCUCGCCAGACACCCCACCCCCGGCCCCUCACCGCCCCCCGCCACCCUCCCACACCCCCCAACAUCACCGCGGCACCACCAGCCCGCGGGAGCCACCGGCAGCCGCCUCGAGGGCACCGAGGCCCGUCCGUCGGGUGAACAUGCCGGCAUCCGGGCUCCGGCCGGGUGGUCCCCCGACAGAGCCGGGCCGGUCUGGGGUCGAGCGGGAAGACCACUGCCCGGGCAAAUCUGGGUCAGAAACGGAUUGUUCCUCUGGAAACCGUCUCCAGAAAACCCGUCCAGAUUCGAGGGGCUCUGGGGCUUCCACAGGAACCGCAGAACUCGUUCCGGAUCAGUCAGGCCUCUCCCGAGAGCCCAGACGGAUGGGCAUCUUCGCUCAGGAGGGUCAGAACUGUCCCGGGUUGUCUCUUUCCGGCAGCCAUCGACCACUGACCAUCCCUCCCCUCCCUUCCCCCCAGCUCCCGGCGGCUGGCCCGCCAAGGAGCGUCACUGAAUCGCCUUGCCCCUCUAGAAAAGAGCGAAAAGAAUAGCCUCCCGUGGUGGGAGCGUCGCCGGCACUUAGCUGAUCUUCGGAGUUAGUCCUCCGUGCUUCCCGUGUCGGGGUCACCCCGCUGAUUCCUUCUUUUUGCGCCAUAGAAAUAGUCUGUUUUGGCCCUGACGACCCUUGCUGGUCUGCUCGGCCAAGGCACGGGUGCCCUGCAGCCUUCCGCGACCCUGGCCGAGGAAACGACCGGGGACGGAUCCGCGGGCAGGCAGGGCUCACGGGAUAGAGCCGGGAGCGUCUACCCGGUCGGGGCUUUUUCAUCUUUCAUUCUGAGCAGGCAGGUGGGUUAGCGCAUUUAUAAGGGCCGAGGGUGGCCCUUAGACGGAGGAAAAGACCCGGUUGGGAGGAGUCCCGGGAACUGGAGUUUAAAGGAGCUGAGAAUGCCAGGGGUGGAGGUCGAGAGGCUGGGAACGACUUGCCCUUCCCCCCCUCGGUGCUGCGGUCCCGCCGAGCGGCCUGGGCGAGCCAUGGGCUGUGAGAACAGGGACGAGGGCCUCUCUCUGUCCAGUGCCUGGCCCUCAGUCACAACUAUAAUGCCCCCAGUGCCCAAAGCGGUCCCAAAUCGGGCUCAGUUGUGCCCUUUAGCCAGCCCGGCGGUUUAACAGGAAACACAAAGACCGACCGGUGGCCUGUUCCGUGCUGUACAGGCCUUUUGAUAACUUCUUUUCUGAAAAUGCCCGCCUUAUUUUCAGAUCUCUGCCAAAACGUAAUUUCAACUAUGCUGUCAGUCACCCAAAUCAAGCGUCCCAAGGGGAACGCUUGCUGUUCCCCGGGCUGGAUGCUGAGCAGGCUUUCUGAGAUUUUCUGAGACUAGCAAGCUGGUCAAUUACGUCACCCUCAACUCUAUUCCCCGCCAAAAAUCUUGCUCGUGAGCCACCAGCGAGUCGAUCCAGAGGAGGUCACAAGAUGCAAAACGUUCUUUUCAUCGUCAUUAAUGGAAAUCACAUUCUCUUUCCAUCGCAUCCUGGCAGCGGCCCCGGGCCCCACGGCCCGACCAUUCCUCAGGGAGGCUCUCUUGACUUUUCCUCCGUUCCGCAUCCAACCGGAAGGCGGAGAGGUCGAGGAACUUGCCCCAGAUGACCCCACGGGUCUGACGGGGCGAGGAUUUGAGCCCGGGCUGUCCCUCUGGCAGCGGUGCUGGGUCGGGGCGAAGGAACCGUCGGGGUGUUUCCAUCUGCCGUAGCAAACCUUGGCCAACAGCACGUGAGGGGCGACGUCUUCCGGAGAACAAAACCCCGAGGAUGGGCCACACUGGCAUAGGGCCGAAAGUCUAGAGGGGGAGACGGUCCUGCGACUGCCUCCCGGCUCGGUCGGCAGUGUUUUCCGAGUGCCCCUUUUCCCCACAUUGGCCCUCUCUGCUGUUAUCACGGGGCCCUGAAAGAAGAGAUGUGGUCCAUGAAGGGGUUCGAGGAAGAAAGGGGGAUUCAGCCAUCUGGGGCCUUAAAUAAUUCUGUGCCUUAGGUUCUCCAUCCAUGCUCAACAGGGGCUCGACGUGUCCCUCGGAUCUCGGAGAUCUUUCGAAGUCAGAAGGGCGAAGGAGCAUCCCCUGUACUGACCGGACGGGACGAACCCACAUUCCAUGCGCUGCUGACGUAGCAGCCCCCUAUCUUCACUCACUCUUUCGUAAGGGGAAAAUCUGGAAAGAGUCGCCAUCCCCAAACCUUCUUCCCCACUCCUUCGGUUUUUCACAAUUUUGCCCCCUGAGAGUUUGAAACUUGUCCUUCCCUGCUCAAUGAAGACAAUUUUUCCCCCGCAAAAAUGGCCCAAAUUAGCCACAGGUCUCCACUCUUUCAUCUGUUGCAUCUUUCUCAGGGAAGAGCAAGCUGUAGCUGAGAUAGGAUUCCCUUCCGAACAGCUCCUCCUGUCAGGGUGUCAGGGAUUGGGCACAUAUUGUUCCGGAAACUCAGAAGUAAAAGAUUUAUCUUUGAA